AGCGCGGAGGCCGAGAGACCGAUGAGGCGCUACGGGGCAGUGGAGGAGACGGAGUGGAAGGCGGAGGCGCUGGGGAGAAAUCAACUUGACAUCAUUUCAAUGGCUGAAACAACAAUGAUGCCUGAGGAAAUUGAGCUUGAGAUGGCAAAGAUCCAGAGACUUCGGGAAGUCUUAGUCAGAAGAGAAUCAGAACUCAGGUUUAUGAUGGAUGACAUACAGCUGUGCAAAGACAUUAUGAACCUUAAGAAAGAGCUGCAGAGUUUGGUAGCAAUCCCAGAAAAGGAAAAAACAAAGAUGGAGAAACAAAGAGAGGAUGAACUGAUUCAGAAGAUCCAUAGACUGGUACAAAAAAGAGAUUUUCUUGUAGAUGAUGCAGAGGUGGAGAGAUUACGAGAGAAAGAAGAAGACAAAGAGAUGGCUGAAUUCCUUCGCACCAAGUUAAAACCCUUAGACAAAGCAACACAGUCUCCUACCAGUGAGUUCCUAAACAUUAAGGAAAACAAGAAUAGGGAAACCACUAAAGGCAACUGGAUAAAAGAGCAUUUUCACAGGCCAUGCUGGGCCAGCCAAAAAAGCUGCCAAAAGCUAGGUUAAUCUAGCUAGAUCAUCCUGAAACAAGAUAGUGCAUCAGCAAUUGCUAGCCACUUAGAAUUCAGAUGCCCAAUUACCCCUUAAAACUGAAUCCAGGUCCUCUAUGGCCACUUUAAAAUUGCUUUGUAUGGUUUAAGUAUGCAAAGUAUAUUUGAAUACAUAUUGCCACAACCUGCUUUUGUAAGCAACUAGAUUUAUUUGCCAAUCAUUCUUCCCAUCUGGUUCUACAAAAAUAACUGGAAAAAUACUCCUAAGAUAUAUGCUAGGAUAUCUGAAGCAAAGUUUGCCUGUUUCACUGCAGGCAAGGUGGAAACUAGAGAAAAGACUGCAAACUUCCACAGCUGCCCCAAAUUUCUUACAUCUUACCAGCAUAAAUAUUCUUUUCUAUCACCUCAACCCAAAUCACGUAUGGACAGAACUGCAAAUACACUAAUUUCUCAGUAACUAAGCAUCUUGGGUGAUUCUCUUGGAAGCUUUUACCUGCAAUGUUCAAACAAAACAGUCACAGCAUGAGCUCUAGAAGUUAACAGAUUGAUUUCAAAUGCAGUGUUAGCAGAAAAGAUUCUUUUCACCCUGAAAAAUUAAAACCUACUUUUAUCUUGUUCUUCUAAUUACUAUAUCUAAGUUGAUGAGAGAAUAAACUCUAGCAGUAUUUUUGUUCUUCAACUCCUUAGUUGUUGGAGUUUAAACACAGUAAGAUGACUUUCUGUGGAAGAAUCUGUUAUCUGACCCUAUGGCUCUGAACAGGGACACCUGGACUGAACAAGAUGCAAGAAGUUUAGCCUCCCAUUGAGAUAUCUGGAUUCUCUAGCCCCUGUUAAACUCCCUCCUAUAAAGAGAUAAGACUUCCUGAGCAGUUUGAAUCCACAUACCGGCUUGGUUACUACCAAAGUGUUGGACAUAUUUUUCAAACAAGAGCUAAAAAAAUUCAGGGAGGAAGAGAAGAGGGGAGGGCGUGAAAGGCUUACAUUCUUUAAGCUAGAAGUAGGAAGAAAUAGUUUGACCAGCUCUUGAUUUUAAUGGUGUCCUGUUUUGAACAUUGCAGGCAGCCCAGCAGAAAAGAAGGCAGAACCUCCUCCAAGCAAGCCCACCAUUGCCAAAGCAGGAUUGGCC
Messenger RNA from Egretta garzetta (little egret), 1704 nucleotides. It is a transcript of the gene BMERB1, whose product is annotated as bMERB domain containing 1. The transcript has 5 exons. The record is from RefSeq and is a predicted model, not a curated record. Gene Ontology annotation, biological process: negative regulation of microtubule depolymerization. NCBI's taxonomy places the organism in Eukaryota, Metazoa, Chordata, Aves, Pelecaniformes, Ardeidae. The coding region runs from base 22 to 594 and encodes 190 amino acids. Gene Ontology annotation, cellular component: microtubule cytoskeleton.